AUUUGACGUCAUGCCUCGGGGCGGAGGCGACGGCGUUCCGGGGCUGGUCAGGGGGCUAGUCCGCGUGCCGUGUCGCGGCAGCCGGCUCUGAGGCAGGUCUUUUCCUUCAGGUUUUUGGCUCCAAUCGAGUCCCACGCGGAGAUGGCAGACGAUCUGGGAGACGAGUGGUGGGAGAACCAGCCGGCAGCGACCGCCAGUGUCUCAGAAGCAUCAGAUGGUGAAGAAGGAAGAGAUGCAGAAAUGACACAGCAGGAAACAACUCCAAUUCCUGAGCCAUCAAAGAAAACCAAACAGGUGAUAGCUACCCCUACAGAAUGCUUCUUGAUACAACCAAAGGAAACAAAAGAGGAUGCCCGCAAGGCCAAGAAGAGGAGAAAGAAGAAAAUUACUGAUGUUCUUGCAAAGUCAGAGCCCAAACCAGGGACCCCUGAAGACUUAAGGCAGAUGAUCAAAGACCAUCACAGCAGCAGUCGCUCAGUGAUUGAACUGGAAGAACUGAACCUACCAGACUCCUGUUUCCUCAAGGCCAAUGAUUUAACUCACAGUCUAUCUUCAUAUCUAAAAGAAAUCUGUCCUAAGUGGGUAAAGCUUAGGAAAACCCACAGUGAGAAGAAGUCAGUCUUGAUGCUGAUCAUCUGCAGCUCUGCUGUCCGAGCCCUGGAGCUUAUCAGAUCACUGACAGCAUUCAGAGGAGACACCAAAGUUAUGAAAUUAUUUGCAAAACACAUAAAGGUCCAGGAGCAGGUAAAGUUGCUGGAGAAGCGUGUGGUACACUUAGGUGUGGGAACUCCGGGGAGAAUUAAAGAACUCGUCAAACAAGAUGGCCUUAAUUUGAACCCCUUAAAGUUUCUGGUUUUUGACUGGAACUGGAGAGAUCAGAAGAUGAGGAGAAUGAUGGACAUUCCUGAGAUAAGAAAGGAAGUUUUUGAACUUCUACAUAUAGGAGUACUCAAUCUAUGCAAGUCAGAAUCAUUGAAGCUGGGCCUUUUCUAAGACGUGUCUGGACAAAGAUUCCAGCUGCCAGCACAGUGCAAGCAUGCAGUAAAUAUCCACUGUGAUCUUACAUUAACUGCAUCACCCAGCGGAUCACUGAGACUGUUUGGUGGGUCUCUUUGACAGAUGGGAAUCUGUCCUUUGGCCAAUACCCUCAUAUAAUAAAGAAUCGCUGCCAUGUGGA
This is a messenger RNA of Nannospalax galili (Upper Galilee mountains blind mole rat), 1177 nucleotides long. It is a transcript of the gene Cmss1, whose product is annotated as cms1 ribosomal small subunit homolog. The record is from RefSeq and is a predicted model, not a curated record. NCBI's taxonomy places the organism in Eukaryota, Metazoa, Chordata, Mammalia, Rodentia, Spalacidae. Gene Ontology annotation, cellular component: 90S preribosome; nucleus. The coding region runs from base 142 to 993 and encodes 283 amino acids. The transcript has 10 exons.